GCUGAAGGAUGUUUACCUCCGUGAAGGCCUUUGAGGGGCAGCAGUACUCCACCCUGAAGAGGCAGUGCUUGCAGAGCGGCCUCCUGUUUGAAGACCCCCGCUUCCCCGCCACUGAUGACUCGCUUUUUUACCAGGGCAACAGGAUCGGACGUGUCGUCUGGAAGAGGCCUCGGGAGCUGUGUGAGGACCCUCACCUGUUUGUAGAUGGCAUCAGUGCACACGACCUGCAUCAGGGACAGUUGGGCAACUGUUGGUUUGUUGCAGCUUGUUCCAGCCUGGCAUCCAGAGAAUCUUUGUGGCAAAAAGUCAUCCCGGACUGGAAGGAGCAGGAGUGGGAUACAGAAAAGCCAGACUCGUACGCUGGGAUUUUCCACUUCCGCUUCUGGCGCUUUGGGGAAUGGAUGGACGUGGUGAUUGACGACCGGCUGCCUACGGUGGACAACCAGCUAGUCUACUGCCACUCCAAUGACAGCAAUGAGUUCUGGAGCGCUCUGGUAGAAAAGGCCUACGCCAAGGUUUAUGGCUGCUAUGAGGCUCUGGAUGGGGGAAACACAGCCGAUGCACUGGUGGAUUUUACCGGCGGUGUUUCCGAACCCGUGGACCUUCUGGAGGGUCAGAUGGCCACAGAUGAGGUGGCUCGUAACCAGCUGUUUGAAAGAGUGCUCAAAGUCCACAACAGAGACGGUCUGAUCAGCUGCUCUAUUAGGGCGACAACGGUGGAGGACAUGGAAGCCCGGCUGGACUGUGGUUUGGUCAAAGGCCACGCCUACGCCGUGACAGACGUCCGGAAGGUGCGACUUGGUCACGGACUGCUGGCCUUCUUCAAAUCGGAAAAGCUGCACAUGAUUCGCAUGAGGAACCCCUGGGGAGAGAAGGAAUGGAGCGGCCCGUGGAGCGACAGUUCGGAGGAGUGGAACAAGGUGAGCAAGAGUGAGAGAGAGAAGCUGGGUGUCACUGUGCAGGAUGACGGCGAGUUCUGGAUGAACUUUGACGACUUCUGCCAGUACUUCACAGACCUGAUCCUCUGCCGCCUCAUCAACACAUCCUAUUUGAGCAUCCACAAGACCUGGGAGGAAGAGGUGAUGAGGGGCACCUGGACCCACCGCCAGGAUCCUCUUCGAAACCGAUCCGGGGGCUGCAUCAAUCACAAGACCACCUUCCUGCAAAACCCUCAGUAUGUCUUUGAUGUGAAGAAGGUUGAGGAUGAGGUGUUGAUCUGCCUGCAGCAAAAAGAGAAGAGAGCCACGCCCAAAGAAGGCAAAGGGGAGAACCUUGCUAUAGGCUUCGAUAUUCAUCGGGUUGAACUCAAUCGGAAGUACCGUAUGCACACAGCCCAGCAGAAAGUAGCAGGUUCCAUCUACAUCAAUUCCCGCUGCGUCUUCCUCAGGAAGGAGCUUAAGGAAGGUCGAUACGUCAUCAUCCCCACAACCUUUGACCCAGGGCAGCAGGGAGAAUUUCUGCUGCGGGUCUUCACUGAUGUGCUUUCAGACUGCAAAGAGCUGACUCUGGAUGAGCCUCCUCAGACUUGUUGGACAGGGAUGUGUGGCUACCCUCAGCUGGUCACUCAGGUUCAUGUAGUGAGUGCUGAGGGACUGCAGGGACAAGACACCAAUGGAGUUGUGGAUUCUUAUGUGAUAAUCACCUGUGAAGGAGAGCGAGUUCGUUCACCAGUUCAAAAAGACACACGUUGCCCAAACUUUGACAUCAAAGGCCUUUUUUACCGCAAAAAGCCCAAGGAAGCCAUCCACAUUGAGAUCUACAACAAGAACAUGAUCAUGGACACCUUCCUGGGUCAGGUGGUCCUGUUCAGCGAGCCCAACGAGCGGCAAGAGCAACACACGCUUCACCUCCGAGACAAGGGCAGUCGCCAGGACAACGACAUCCCAGGCAUGCUCACUGUGCGCCUCUUCACCUCCACCACGCUCACAAACAUCUGACGAGCUCCUUAAAGCAAAAUGGAAAUCUCAAAAAGCUCUGCGGUCUUUCUGACCUCACUGUGUCCUUUUUCUUUCAUUUUUGUUGAUUUUCAGCCUUUUUUGGGAGGUUUCUUAAAUCUUCCCCUCAUCUAUAUUUUUAAGGUAAAGGUGCCAUAAGUACAGUCAGUACAGACUUUUUAAUGAGUUGUGUUUUCAUAAAAUCCUCCUUGAAUAGAACGUAUGGUCAGAAUUGUUUCUGAAAGCUGACGUCUCUGUAGGUUGGAAGCCAGAAUCUCGCCUUGGCUUCAGCAGAGAGAAAAAAGUUUCCUGUUCUGAUCUGAUUGUACAAGUCGAGUUUCCUCUUCCCUCAUUUUUGAAUUCAUGCCUAACCUGUACAUGUAGACGUAGAACACAUAUGCACACAUUUCUGCACUCUCCAUGCAUGUGCCAAUUUUCCAAGGGCUCUGCAAUGCCUUAAGGCCGAGUCCGUCUCUCCUGUUUUAGGAGACGGGGGAGGAGUUCUGUUUAAGCUGUUCUUAGAGUCAGCCUCCUUUUUGUCUGACUUUAACCCCACCCCCAGUGUUUAACCCUCCCACCCAGACACCAGAGCUCCUCGUCAGGUUGCAGGUGUUUCAGAGAGCAUGCCACAGCCUGAACUUUAUUAAGAAAAGCCAACAGCAGCUAUUUCCUUCCUCUAAGAGCUUUUUUUUGUGCUGUGCUGCGCUCCCGUACAAAGUCUCGCCUCCCGUCUCCUGACACGUUUUUAAACUUCCUUGAAACUCUCGCUGCCGGUUGCUCUGGACGAUCUUAACUGCAUGGCUUGAAGAUGUUUCUGCCUGUGCCGUACAAUUCUCCAGUUGUAGCUUAGCAACCGGGUUCCUGAUGGCGUUACCCUUUCCCUUUUCCCCUCGUCGGAGUGCAAGGAGUCAGCUUGACAUAAACCAAGUGCUUUAUGGGACCAAAGAUGUGCCAGGCCCUUUGCUGUCUACGUCCUGUUUGGAACCUUCUGGCCAGGCCCGGCCCAAGCCUAGCUACAGUACAAACCACCACCCCCUGUGCCACUUCAUCUCUUAACGGCGACACCACUGCCUGACGCUUCCUUUGACAAAGAGUCUUAUGGGUCAACCUCGCGGCAGACAGCAGCUGCGCUUCUGCCGUCGGCACAGAGCAGGCCGGAGUAUUUAACGGAGAAAAUGUGUGUCUGUCUCGUUUCUUUCAGCUCCGCUUCGAAUUCGGGUGAAUGCAAAUCUGUGUAUCCUAGUUCUAUCCGGAAGACAUUUUUUCUGUGGAAAGGUGUGACCAAAACGGAGGGGGAAAAAACACACCUUGCACUUUAAUUUGUUUCAAAGACAAAAGAAAGGUUUUAUCAAAGGAGACAUGCUGCCAAACAACUCGUGCCAUCAUCUCGGUCUUGGCUUUGCCUCCACAGCAGGAAAGCAGAAUGGAUGAACUGAUGAUUUCACAUGUUUUCUGCAUUUUGAACCACAGUUGGUGCAAAUUUAAUCUUUAUUAUUAACCAUGACACUUCCUGUGUUGGUCAUGUGGCCACUCGGUCUGAGUGUUUCACUUCUAACCAGAACUUAGUUUUAUUUUGUGGAAUGAGAAGAGCAGUCUUAGUUUUAUGAAAUUCAGAGAUUAUUUUUUGUUGUUACUAUUAAUAUUAUUAGACAUUAGGAAACAAACUGUUAUCUACCAUCAAGGUAUUUUUUUGAAUGUAAGACUAGUCUAUUUAUGAAAGUUUCAAAUUUGUUUUUCUGUUUGUUUGUUUUUUUAUACUGGAAAGUACAAAAAUUACAUUUUUUAAAUUUGUCUCUCAGAUUUUUGUCAGGGUCAUACGCGGUCUGGAACUUUAUAAAUGUUAUUCUGGUUUUUAUACUUUCAAUUGUUUAUCUAAAAGUUACCCUGCCUGUUUUGGACCAUCAGUUUCUUUCUUUCUUUCUUUUCUUUCCUCCCUAUUUUAUUAAUUUCUUCAUUAUUUCAUCGCAUCUCUGCCUUUUUUCUUGUUCUGCAUUUAAAGCCGCUUUAUGAAUACAUCAUAUAGACAUAAAUUCAUUAUAAAUCUUGGUAUUUAGAGAAAGGAGUUUAAAAGGACUGACAGGUCCUUUUAAACUCUGGUAGAGUUGGAACAAUGGAACCCUGUUUUAUGUACAGCAUCCUUAUAAAUGUGUCCUGCAUGACUUAUUUUUCCGUAUGUUCAUGACCUUGUACUGUUCAAUUGUUCCUGUAUCUAAUUAUUCUUUCUAUCUCGAGCAUCGUGAAAAUGCUCGUUUUUGAGGAGUCAGCAUGUCGACACCUGGUCAGCCUCAUCUCAUACGGAUCACAAAGGGUUUGAAACAUUUACAGUAUGUCUUGUGUUGCAGUGAUGCACCCAUAAUACCUGUAGCAUCUGUCAACAUUAGCAGCAGCUGCUGACGAACCUCUAGGUGCUAUUUA
Cyprinodon tularosa is the source of this 4349-nucleotide messenger RNA. RefSeq names its product calpain-5-like. Bases 9 to 1937 code for a protein of 642 amino acids. The transcript has 12 exons. The record is from RefSeq and is a predicted model, not a curated record. Gene Ontology annotation, molecular function: calcium-dependent cysteine-type endopeptidase activity. Lineage: Eukaryota; Metazoa; Chordata; Actinopteri; Cyprinodontiformes; Cyprinodontidae. Gene Ontology annotation, biological process: proteolysis. Gene Ontology annotation, cellular component: cytoplasm.